Durio zibethinus is the source of this 1039-nucleotide messenger RNA. RefSeq lists its product as uncharacterized. The record is from RefSeq and is a predicted model, not a curated record. NCBI's taxonomy places the organism in Eukaryota, Viridiplantae, Streptophyta, Magnoliopsida, Malvales, Malvaceae.
UAAGACACGAGGCGAAAGCAAAGUUUCAAAACUACUUUGAACACCACCAUCGCCAAUGUACAUCAUAAAUGAUACAUUUCCUAAGGGAGGGACAUAUCUCAAUUCCUACUCCUUUAGCCAAGAAGGCAAUGGAUAUGCAACAAAAGCUGAUCCAACACAGAUACCAUUUCACCAUAGCAAUCCUUGCCUCAUUGAUCAUCGCCUUGCUAUCAUAUGUAGCCCCUCGUCUGCCCACGAUUCUCACCUACUUUUGGCCUCUUUUCGUUUCUACAACUGUGUUCUUGGUGGCAAUAAUGGCUUUUGGUGGUUUUUCACAGUUGGCAACUGACGCUCAUGGUGAAAAGGCGGGUGAAGGACUAUUGGACUACGUUGCAGCAUUCCGGCCAGAGUAUACAGAUCAGGAGCCUCAGAAAUUUGAGUAAAGAAAGAUAGGGCCAGGUCUUGGUUCUCGAUCGUAUACGUUGAGCAAUUAGAUCGCAUUUCUUUAGCUAGUUCACUGCAUAGACAAAAGCUGUAAUCUUCUUACUUCCGUUUCAAAAUGUGAAAGCAACUACAAUGUUCGUGGAAAUUGUAUGUUCCUUAAUAAUGAUGGACGUGCCGUAGGCUUCUAUGCAUAAUGAUGGAAAUUGUAUGUAUAUGUAUAUGUAAACAAUUUGAAGUAGCAUGGAAGUGCUACUUUAGAAGUUGAAUGAAUCCGAUAAUAGAUCUCCUAAAGGUUGGAGAAACAUGCAAAUAUUGUGCCAAAUGCAGAACUCAACCUGUACUUCACUCAUUCUGAUUCCAUUUCAGUUGACACCACUUCAAAAUUUGCAUAAUAGUAUACAUCCAAUCCUUUCUCUUCUUAAUCUUCUCUAUCAGUUAAGCAACUUGGAAAUUGAAAUUGAAUGAUCCGACGUGCAUGCCUAGACCUAUUUUUGCUUUAAUCUACUUGCAAGCGCAGUUCAUCAGCUACAUGAUGUAAAAGUUCCCAGUUUUAGUCUCCCUUAUGCCAUUUGCGCCUUAAUCAAUUAAGUGUGCAAAUUGUUUUCACAGGAUCUUU